CACGGUGGCCUCUCCAUCUCAUACACCACAGCACCGUUUUCCAUGGCAUGUGUGCGGCCAGCCUACUACUACAUUGUAGCACACAUGUCCAUGGCGCAGCGGCAGCAGUACAUCCUGCGUCACCAUGCCACCACCACCCUCAAAGGCCGCCGACGGUGAUGGCGAAUGGACAACCAUCAAGCCCAAGAAUAACCGCCGCCACGGCCAGCACAACAACACCGCCCACAGACACGACACUCCAACCACGUCGUCUAGGACAUCAGCACGGGCGCGUGGCCCCCUCCCGUUGUUGAGAGAGGGAGAGGCGCGGAGAGAUGGCCCCCUCCGGAGCGUCUCCUCCAUCGAGGCCGAGUAUCGCACGCUGCGCGACGCCUUCGAGGCGUCUCCCUGCUGCGCGUCCCUUCGCGCGCUCGCCGGGCGCAUUGUCGCCAGUGCCGCAGAAGGAUGCCGAAGCAACCGCAGCAACACCACCACCACCAGCAACAGUAGUAAAGGCCAUGACUGCGAUAAAGACGAGGCAGAGAGUGUCCCGCCCCCGCCGCCGCCGGUGACCAAGGCCGUCUGUCUCGGCAUCGGGACGUUUGACCCCCCGGACGGCGGGUGGGAGGCCAAGCGGCGCACCUUCUUGCAGCUCAUUGCCUUUCUCAUCCUCGUCGAGGAGCUCGAGCGCCUGACGCGCACCUCCAUCCCGUGCAUCUUCCAAGAACCCAUCUUCUCCGCCUCGGACGUCGCCUUCCUCACUUCCCUCUCCUCUGGCUACUCCGUCGUGCCGCACCCGCGCGCCUGCCGCGCCGUGGACCGCCGCGCCCUACUCUACGGGAUACACCUCUACCGUCCCGUCUACGCCCUGGCCCUGUCUGGCGGGGGCGGCAGUGACAGCGGCGAGCAUGAUGAUGAUGAUGGCGGGGAGUCUGCGUCACCCACGUCCGCGUCCACGCCCCCCCUCCCGCCAUCCAAGAACGCUGCUGCCAGCGCCGUCGAAACGGCACCUCCCGUAGAUUACGCGGCGUCUCUCCCCGCCGUGUUCGUCGGCACCGGCUGGGACGUCUGGGACGGUGUCACGCUAGGCCGGGCGUCCGACGGCGGAGAUGCUCGUGUCGGUAGUGGUGGUGGUGGUGGUGGUGACGAAGCAGACGGCGACGACGGCUUCAUGCGCCGCCUGCGCGCCAUGGAGGACACGUACCAACGCGCCGACUUCCCGCACGACGAGGCCCAUGGGACUGCCUUUUCCAGCACGAGCGUGUACUGGCGGAAAGGCGGCGGCGGCGACGGCGACGGUGGUGGUAGUGGAGGUGGGUGGUGUCGACCCGUUGAGCGGCGGCCCGGAUCGCGGAAUGGGGUCAAAGGGGGUGAGUGAGUGAUGAGUGAUGGAGGAUGGUGGAGAGGGGGAUUUCUGGACUUUCUUCGCCCACCCGGAACACAGAGGCGCGAGGGGAAGAAGAGAUGACACUGUAAGGGCCGGGCCUGGCUGCACGGGUUGGGGCAGCGUUUGGUUAUCACGAGCUUUGCACGUUGUCGCGUUUGAGGGAUCUACGUCACGUCACGUGGCGGUUCAAGCCUUUGCAACACAUAGGAUAUGUCAAUGGGCUCCUCGCAGCUCUCAGCGGUACAGAUUAGAGGAACAGCUGUGAAACAGACAGUCGGC
Purpureocillium takamizusanense is the source of this 1645-nucleotide messenger RNA. RefSeq lists its product as uncharacterized. Lineage: Eukaryota; Fungi; Ascomycota; Sordariomycetes; Hypocreales; Ophiocordycipitaceae. The coding region runs from base 125 to 1357 and encodes 410 amino acids. The record is from RefSeq and is a predicted model, not a curated record. The transcript is spliced from 2 exons.